UUCCGUCCCUUCACUUCCCCCUCUCCCCCUUCCUUCCUUCGCCAGACAACACACAUAUUAAUAUAAAUCGCGCUAGCUGCGUGGAUGCAGCGUAGCAAAUAGAUCCUUUUCUUAUCUCCCCAUUCCACCUCCUCUUCCUCCUCCUCCUCCUCCUCCACAAUCCUCGGACGAACCUUUUCGACCAAUCGAUGCCUUAUCCUCCUCCUCACAUAUCGAUCGACCGGAGAAGAAACAAGAAGCAACUCAGCAAUUGAUUGGAGGCGAAGGAUAUAGAGUGAACUUACAGUGAGAGGUCGGCAUGGCGGGCAAUGAAUGGAUCAACGGCUACCUGGAGGCGAUACUGGAUUCCGGGGGCGCGGUGGCGGACGAUCAGAAGGCCGCGUCGGCAGCCGCGCCGGCCCCGGCGCCGGUCGGCGUCCACUUCAACCCCACCAAGUACUUCGUCGAGGAGGUCGUCAUCGGCGUCGACGAGACCGACCUCCACCGCACCUGGAUCAAGGUCGUCGCCACCCGCAACUCUCGCGAGCGCAACUCCCGCCUCGAGAACAUGUGCUGGCGUAUCUGGCACCUCGCCCGCAAGAAGAAGCAGCUGGAAUGGGAGGAUACUCAAAGGAUAGCAAGCCGACGAUGGGAGCGGGAGCAGGGUCGGAGAGAUGCCACCGAGGACAUGUCGGAGGAUCUGUCGGAGGGCGAGAAGGGCGAUGCGGUGGGUGAGUUGCAACAAAGUGAUACACCCAGAAAGAAGUUGCAGAAGAAUGUGUCUGAUCUCCAAGUCUGGUCUGAUGACAACAAAGAAAAAAAGCUCUACAUUGUGCUCAUCAGCUUGCAUGGCCUAGUUCGAGGAGAAAACAUGGAAUUAGGUCGGGAUUCAGAUACUGGUGGCCAGGUGAAGUAUGUGGUGGAGCUUGCUCGAGCACUAUCGAUGAUGCCCGGUGUCUACAGGGUCGAUCUUUUCACUCGCCAGAUAACAUCCCCUGAUGUGGACUGGAGCUACGGGGAGCCUACGGAGAUGUUGACAUCAGGUUCUUAUGAUGCAGAGGGGAAUGAUGCGGGUGAGAGUGCUGGAGCUUACAUCAUUCGGAUACCUUGUGGCCCGAGAGACGAGUACCUGCGCAAAGAGCUUCUUUGGCCAUUCCUGCAAGAAUUUGUAGAUGGAGCUCUAGCACACAUCCUCAAUAUGGCAAAGGUCUUGGGAGAGCAGGUUGGUGGAGGGCAUCCAGUGUGGCCCUAUGUGAUCCAUGGCCAUUAUGCCGAUGCGGGUGAUGUGGCUGCUCUUCUUUCUGGGGCCUUGAACGUUCCCAUGGUCCUCACAGGCCACUCUCUAGGGAGGAACAAACUGGAGCAACUUCUCAAGCAGGGCCGUCAAUCGAAAGAAGACAUAAAUGCAACUUAUAAGAUCAUGAGGCGCAUUGAAGCAGAGGAGCUCUCCUUGGACACGUCUGAGCUUGUCAUCACAAGCACAAAGCAGGAGAUUGAUGAGCAAUGGGGAUUGUAUGAUGGUUUCGAUGUCAAGCUUGAGAGAGUGCUAAGGGCACGGGCUAGAAGGGGGGUCAACUGCCAUGGCCGACACAUGCCAAGGAUGGUGGUGAUUCCUCCUGGGAUGGAUUUCAGUAGUGUAGCAAUCCAGGAAGACACAAUCGAUACCGAUGGAGACUUAAAAGAUAUUAUUGGUGCAGAUGGAGCUUCACCUAGAUCAGUUCCGCCUAUAUGGGCCGAGGUUAUGCGUUUCUUCACAAAUCCUCACAAGCCUAUGAUCUUGGCUUUAUCAAGGCCUGAUCCUAAGAAGAACAUCACCACCCUCUUGAAAGCAUUUGGAGAAUGCCGACCAUUGAGAGAGCUCGCUAAUCUUACCCUAAUUAUGGGGAACAGAGACAACAUAGACGAGAUGCCUGCAGGUAAUGCUAGUGUCUUAAUAACAGCAUUGAAGCUAAUUGACAAGUAUGACCUAUACGGAUAUGUGGCAUACCCAAAGCAUCAUAAGCAGUCUGAUGUUCCAGAUAUCUACAGGCUUGCGGCAAAAACAAAGGGAGUUUUCAUUAAUCCUGCUCUAGUUGAGCCUUUUGGUCUUACCUUAAUUGAGGCGGCUGCGCAUGGACUCCCUAUGGUGGCCACAAAGAAUGGAGGUCCUGUUGACAUUCAUAGGGCAUUGCAUAAUGGAUUGCUUGUGGAUCCACACGACCAGAAGGCUAUAGCUGAUGCACUUCUGAAGCUGGUUUCAGAAAAGAACCUGUGGCAUGAGUGUAGGAAAAACGGAUGGCGAAAUAUUCAUCUCUUCUCAUGGCCUGAGCAUUGCAGGACAUAUCUCACUAAAGUGGCUGCUUGCAGGAUGAGACAUCCACAAUGGAAAACAGACACCCCCACGGAUGACAUGGCUGUUGAGGAGUCUUAUGGCGAUUCUCUAAGGGAUGUACAUGAGUCAUCACUUAGGCUUUCGGUGGAUGGUGAGAAAAGCUUGCUCGGUGGUUCCCUUGAGUUUGACCCAGUUGAACUAGAGAAGGUUGGAGCUGGAAAGAGUGACGCAGAGCUGCAAGAUCAAGUGAAGAGAAUCAUGAGCAAGAUCAAGAAACAGGCACCUGAACCACAGGGUGUCGACAGUGGCAAGAAGCAGAGUGAGGUUUCAGGAUCUACCAUUAACAAGUACCCUCUUCUCCGAAGGCGGCGGCGGCUAUUUGUUAUAGCUGUUGAUUCUUAUGACAGCAGCGGUGCUCCUGAUAAGAAGAUGCUGCAGGUAAUACAGGAGGUGUUUAGGGCCAUCAGAUCAGAUUCUCAAAUGUCGAAGAUUUCAGGCUUUGCUCUCUCAACUGCCAUGUCCAUUUCAGAAGUUCUUGCCUUAUUGAAGUUAGUAAAGAUCCCUGCAACAGAUUUUGAUGCUCUUAUAUGCAGCAGUGGGAGUGAAGUUUAUUAUCCAGGCACUGCUCAGUGCAUGGAUGCAGAUGGAAAGUUGUGUGCAGAUCCUGAUUAUGCCACACACAUUGAUUAUCGCUGGGGAUAUGAUGGUGUGAAGAGGACAUUGACAAAACUGAUGAACUUUCAAGAAGGUAAGGAUGAUAAAGCAUCCGAAAAGUCCACUACCAUCAUAGUGGAAGAUGCAAACUCCAGCAACCCUCACUGUGUUUCAUUCUUGGUCAAAGAUAAAACCAAGGCAAAGCGCGUUGACGAUCUUCGUCAAAAGCUCAGAAUGCGAGGACUCCGAUGCCAUCUCAUGUAUUGCAGGAACUCUACAAGGUUGCAGGUUGUUCCUCUGCUGGCAUCUCGAUCUCAAGCAUUGAGGUACUUAUUUGUUCGAUGGGGCCUUAGUGUUACAAAUAUGUAUGUGAUUCUUGGAGAAGGAGGUGAUACAGAUCAUGAGGAGCUCAUAUCAGGAAACCACAAGACUGUGAUCAUGAAAGGGAUUGUGGAGAAGAGCUCUGAGGAGUUGCAGAGAACUGCUGGGAGCUACCAGAAGGAAGACAUAGUUCCAAGUGAGAGCCCACUCAUUGUCUAUACUGACCAUGGAAUUGUUGCAGGGGAGAUCAUGAGUGCACUAAAAGAAGCAACCAAAGCUGCCUCCGGAAUGUGAACGAUUAAUGAGUCAGUAAUUUUGCAAAUGAAUAAUGUCUUUUAACUUGUAAAUGCAAUCAGAUGCCCUCACAUUGAAGUUUAUUCAUGAUAUAGAUAUAUGCCAAAAGAAGUCAGAUCUCAUGAACAUAAUGAGAUCUUUAAACAAA
This is a messenger RNA of Zingiber officinale, 3707 nucleotides long. Its product is annotated as sucrose-phosphate synthase-like. Gene Ontology annotation, molecular function: sucrose-phosphate synthase activity; sucrose synthase activity. The coding region runs from base 299 to 3559 and encodes 1086 amino acids. Gene Ontology annotation, biological process: sucrose metabolic process. NCBI's taxonomy places the organism in Eukaryota, Viridiplantae, Streptophyta, Magnoliopsida, Zingiberales, Zingiberaceae. The record is from RefSeq and is a predicted model, not a curated record. The transcript is spliced from 12 exons.